CCCAUAGCUGUUAAUGAUUGGUGCGUCAAAUAUGAGUCAUCCCAAAAAACCCGAAUAUGCGUCUUUCUAUACAGGAAGAUUCUCGACUUAACAAAGCAUCUUCCCCUCUCUUAUUCUAUUCCCUUUUCCCCUUUUUUGUUUUUUUAUUCUAAAAAUUUUCAUUCAAAAACCGCCUCUUCGUAAUUUCUCCUUGCAUUUUACCACUACGAAUACUUCUCAACAUUAAUUAAUUCUCCACCAGAAUUAUUGGGUAUUAUACUCUACAGCACUCUCCAACCAAGUGUUUGUGCCAGCAAGAAAUUGCUGGCACACAACACAAAUUGAAUUGCCAUGAAUCACAGUAGAGCCCUUGAAGGUGUCCAUGGAGUCCAAGUGGUGCCUCAUUCACCGUUUUCUCUGACGGAAACUAAUCAAAGUCGGGAUCUUCAUCCAUCAUCUGGUGGUACUUCAACUACCAGAGAAAAUCAGUUGAUGAUAAUGCAACGGGCAUGGCAACAAAGACCAGCAUGCUUGAGACCUAUCCACUGCAGUAUUAGUUGUCAUGGUGAUCAGCAUGUUGCUGAAACAAUUGCUAAUGUGCUCACUUCGAUUCCUUUUAUAGCUCUUGGAAUGACUGCUCCCAGGAAGAAUUUCAGUUCUAAAAUGUAUGCCAAUUCGUUAAUUGGAGUUGGAGUGGCUUCAAGUAUGUACCAUUGCUCAAGAGGAAAAUUGAGGAAAUUUAUGAGAUGGGUUGAUUACACAAUGAUAGCUACAACAACUGUUUGUCUGUCAAGGGCCCUCAGAAACGAGAACCCAAAGUUGCUGAUGGCGGCAUCUGCAGCCUUUCUUCCCGUUAAUCCAUUAAUGGUUUCAGUUAUUCAUACUGGGAUGAUGGAGGUAGCAUUUGCUAAAAGGGCAUUGAAAGAUCCCGACUUGAGAAUGGCUCACACAGUGCACAAAAUGUCAUCAUUAAUGGGCGGUAUACUUUUUAUAGCCGAUGAUUUAUUCCCUAAAACUCCAUACCUUCAUGCUGCAUGGCAUCUUGCUGCUGCUGUUGGUGUAGGCACCUGCAAUAAGCUUCUUGAGUAGAUUUGCAUACUCUGAUCAAAAUGUGGAAGCAUCCAUUCUGUGCAGAGUAUGAAUAGCAUCAUCUACAUAAUUCGCCGGAUUUACAUUGUAAUCAGCAAUGGUUAUUAUUAUAAAGUAGUUCAUUAUCCUUAUAGAUCAUGUUUAUAUUGUAUUGUAGCUGGGCUUAAUUCAGAUUAGUUUGCCCAAUUUAUUUUACCUUAUUAAGUUGUUGUUGGAAACUUGGAUGUUCAUUGUUAGUAAAAUUUAUUAGAGGAAGGGAUUUGUCAGAAAAAAUAUUGCUGUUAUUAACUUAUUAUUGUUGCUCAAUUAUAAAACAGUAUGCAUUAUAAUUUUUAUCUUAA
This is a messenger RNA of Vicia villosa (hairy vetch), 1409 nucleotides long. RefSeq lists its product as uncharacterized. The record is from RefSeq and is a predicted model, not a curated record. Bases 331 to 1068 code for a protein of 245 amino acids. Lineage: Eukaryota; Viridiplantae; Streptophyta; Magnoliopsida; Fabales; Fabaceae. The transcript is spliced from 7 exons.